AUGCUCAUAUUGCUUUUAGCCACAAUUCAUAAGCGGUUUCUGUCGGAGACUAACACAAACCCUUCUUUGAAUCUACUCCCCAAAAAUUAUAGACUUGACUCGAUUUACAUCAAUUCCGAGGAGCCAUUUCCCGAAGUUCUGGAAUUCAUUAACGAGUCUACAGAAUUCUACAGUCUCAAUCCAUUUACCAUAAAAUCAUCAUUGAAGGAGGGAUUCCAACUCUAUUUGAAUGAAAAGCCUACCAUUAAAAGUAUCGUCGUUGGUAUCAGGUAUGCCGACCCGUACGGUUCCAUGUUGCAAUACGAACAAGAGACCGAUCACGACUGGCCUAAGUUUCUCCGUGUUCAUCCAAUUUUGCAUUGGCAUUACGUUGACAUCUGGGAUUUCAUCAUAGGCUGCGAUUUGGAAUAUUGUCUGCUUUACGACAAAGGUUAUACCUCGAUUGGCGGUGUGGACACAACUUCGCCAAACGAAUUCCUCAAAAUUGGUCCUGAUUUCCUUCCAGCUUACAUGCUAGAAGAAUACGCAGAUGAGAGGGAGCGUUUAGGCCGGGAUAAAAAGACAUAG
Messenger RNA from Candidozyma duobushaemuli, 567 nucleotides. It is a transcript of the gene FAD1, whose product is annotated as FMN adenylyltransferase. The record is from RefSeq and is a predicted model, not a curated record. The coding region runs from base 1 to 567 and encodes 188 amino acids. NCBI's taxonomy places the organism in Eukaryota, Fungi, Ascomycota, Pichiomycetes, Serinales, Metschnikowiaceae. The transcript has a single exon. Gene Ontology annotation, molecular function: FMN adenylyltransferase activity. Gene Ontology annotation, biological process: FAD biosynthetic process.